AUGCCAAAGGAGCAGUACCGCGAAGCAGAUGUCGCGAGAAAAAUCUCCCACGUUACCUUCGGGCUUGAAAGUCCCGAAAGCAUGCAACAACAAGCUCACCUGCACGUUGUUGCAAAGAAUCUAUACAACCAAGACCAAAGCAGAACGCCCGUUCCGUAUGGCGUACUCGAUCAAAGAAUGGGCACAAAUCAAAAAGAUUCCCCUUGCCAAACUUGUGGAAAGAAUUUAAACGACUGUGUUGGCCAUUUUGGCUAUUUAGACUUGGAACUUCCCGUAUUUCACGUCGGUUACUUUCGCAAUAUAAUUUCUAUCUUACAAUCGAUUUGCAAGAGAUGCGGUCACGUGCUGCUUGACGACGACGACAAGGUUCAAUUCAGACGCCGUCUAACAAACCCCAAUCUCAGUUACAUGGUCAAGAAGGCGAUUCGAAAGAAAGUGCUGGAGAAAUGCAAGAAGAUAAGCAAGUGCAAGCAUUGCAAGGAUAUUAACGGCGUCGUUAAAAAGAUGGCAGCUAGUAAGACAGCUGGCAGCGGUUCUGUGCUUAAGAUCGUCCAUGAAAAAUACAGAGGAAAGAACGAUAGCACUGUCAAGGAAUUUAUGGAUGAGUUUAAUAAUGCCAUUGAAAUGAAUGCAGAAUUGGAAUCGGUAAUAUCCACAGCUGCAUUAUCCCAGGUUUUAACGCCUAUUGAUGUUUUACAACUGUUUAAAUGUAUACCUGAGGCCGAUAUUCCACUUUUAGCAAUGGAUCCCAAAAGGGGACGGCCUAAAGAUCUUAUUCUAUCGCGUAUGUUGGUUCCUCCAGUCUGCAUAAGACCGUCAGUUCUAUCCGACUUAAAAGCAGGAACAAAUGAGGAUGAUUUGACCAUGAAGCAGUCCGAAAUCAUUUUUAUAAAUGACGCCAUUCAAAAGCAUAAGUUGUCGGGCGCGUCGGUCAAUAUGUACCAAGAAGGUUGGGACUUUCUGCAGUUGCACACCGCGUUAUACAUCAACAGCGAGCUAUCGGGAGUUCCUCUGGCGAUGAUGCCGAAAAAGCCCGGUCGUGGAUUGGUGCAACGCCUCAAAGGUAAACAAGGAAGAUUUCGUGGAAAUCUGUCGGGUAAGCGUGUAGACUUUUCGUCUCGUACGGUCAUUUCUCCCGAUCCGAAUCUCGAAAUCGAUCAAGUGGGAGUGCCUUGUCAUAUCGCGAAGAUUUUGACUUUCCCCGAGCGCGUUAUUCACGCGAAUAUGUACCUAAUGCGGCAGUUAGUGAUAAACGGGCCCGAUACGUGGCCCGGUGCCAAUUACGUGCAACAGAAGGGUUCCCAAUUUAAGAAGUUUCUGAAGUACGGUAAUCGGGAAAAGUUGGCACAGGAGCUGAAGUUAGGCGACCUAGUGGAAAGACACUUGCGCAAUGACGACGUCGUACUUUUCAAUCGACAACCCAGUCUGCAUAAGCUGUCAAUCAUGGCACAUCGAGCAAAGAUUCACAAUCACCGCACGUUCAGAUUUAACGAAUGUGUUUGUAAUCCAUAUAAUGCAGAUUUUGACGGUGAUGAAAUGAACUUACAUUUACCACAAACCGAAGAGGCAAAAGCUGAGGCUCUAAUAUUAAUGGGGAAUAAAAACAAUUUGGUAACUCCAAGAAACGGGGAACUUCUCAUAGCAGCCACCCAAGAUUUCCUGACGGGCGCCUACAUUCUAACCAAAAAGGAUACGUUUCUCGAUUUCGUACACGCGUCCCAACUGGCUGCGACAAUUCUAGCAGGGGAGGACGCAAACCUCAUCAUCAAUCUUCCACCUCCCGCCAUUUUAAAGCCUAGACGUUUAUGGACCGGCAAGCAAAUUUUUGGCAUCAUACUGAAGCCCAACAGGGAAAGUACGAUAAAAGCGAACCUGGAGGCGAAAGGCAAGGCCUACACGAAGGACAAGGAGCUGUGCGUUAAGGACUCGUACGUGUUGAUCCGUAAUUCGGAGCUACUCGCCGGCACGCUCGACAAAGGUCACUUAGGUUCGGGCGGAAAAGGUAGCAAUAUAUUUUACGUGAUCCUGAGGGACUUCGGGCAGGCGUUUGCGAUUAAAUCGAUGUGGCGGUUGGGUAAAUUGGCUUCCUAUCUCUUGAUGAAUAGCGGAUUUUCGAUUGGUAUUGGCGACGUCACGCCCGGGGAGAACUUAAUUCGUAAAAAGAACGCCUUACUGGAUGGAGGGUAUUCCAAGUGCGAUGAGUACAUUAAAGCCAUGGCCGAAGGCAAGCUGCCUUGUCAACCGGGAUGUAGUGAGGAAGAGACGUUGGAAGCUGUCAUUUUAAAAGAACUAUCCGUUAUUCGUGAACACGCGGGACAGGCUUGCGUAUCCGAGUUGCAUCCUACAAACAGUCCGUUAAUUAUGGCAUUGUCUGGAUCGAAAGGUUCAUUUAUCAACAUUUCCCAGAUGAUAGCGUGCGUAGGGCAGCAAGCGUUAAACGGCAAACGCGUGCCCAACGGAUUUAACGAUCGAUCUUUGCCGCACUUCGAACACAACUCGAAGACCCCUGCGGCGAAGGGCUUUGUCGAGAAUAGCUUCUAUUCGGGCUUAACGCCGACCGAGUUUUUCUUUCACACCAUGGGCGGCAGAGAGGGGCUGGUGGAUACCGCCGUUAAAACUGCAGAGACCGGCUACAUGCAGCGACGUUUAGUUAAGUCACUAGAAGACUUGGUGGUGCAUUACGACGGGUCGGUGCGUAACGCCGAAGGCGAUAUCAUUCAGAUUUCGUACGGAUGUGACGGCUUAGAUCCCUCUUGUAUGGAAGGAAAAGAUUGUCCGGUGGAUUUCGAUCGUGUCUUGGCCCACAUACGCGCGAAGUGUCCUUAUAGGGACGAAAUUGCUUUAGAUGCUGAUCAAAUUCGUCGAGCAACAAAGGCGUUUUUAGCAACAAACUCUUUGAACGAGUGCAGUGAAGACUUUAAGAGCGAGUUAAGUAAAUUCAUGGAGGCGAUAGCCUGUAAGCUGGAGAGGAUCUGCGAAAAGUUCGGAAACGGCGCCGCCGUAAAGGAAAUCGAGAGACUCACCUGCAGUCAGCUUGUCACGUUCCUCGAGACCUGCGGCCAAAAAUUCGCGAGAUCCGUGAUCGAACCGGGCACCGCCGUGGGCGCGUUGGCCGCGCAAAGUAUCGGCGAACCCGGCACCCAGAUGACGCUGAAAACUUUCCAUUUUGCCGGCGUCGCCAGUAUGAACAUUACGCAGGGCGUUCCAAGAAUAAAGGAAAUCAUUAACGCGUCCAAAAGCAUUAGUACUCCUAUAAUUAGAGCGUCUUUAGUCGACCCACACAAUCCUGAAUUCGCAAGGCGAGUAAAAGGAAGAGUGGAACGAACAAGGUUAGGCGAGAUCACAUCGUACAUCGAUGAUGUGUAUAUGAAAAGUGACUGUUUUCUGAUGAUAAAAAUAGAUUGUGAAAGGAUUAAUCUGCUGCAACUGGAAGUGAAUACAGAAACAAUUCGUUACAGUUUGUGCACGUCUCGAUUAAAGUUGAAACCAAAUGAUGUGGAGGUAGUGUCCGAUACUGUAAUCCUCGUGCGAGCAAAUCAUUCGAAACAUUCGCAGAGACUCAAUUUUGCACUGCAAGAGUUGAAACAGGUCAUCCCCGACGUUGUAAUAAAGGGUCUACCAACUGUUAACAGAGCGGUAAUAGCUAGAGAAGACAAACAGGGCGUUUCCCACUACAAUCUCUGUGUGGAGGGUGACAAUCUGCGAGAGGUAAUGGCGACAUACGGUGUAGACGGCCACAGGACCAUUUCGAAUAAUAUAAUCGAAGUGUUCCACACUUUGGGAAUAGAAGCGGCGAGGCAAACCAUUAUGCACGAAAUCAAAAUGGUAAUGGAAAAUCACGGAAUGAGCGUCGAUUAUCGGCACAUAAUGCUACUCGCCGCGCAGAUGACGCAUACGGGCGAGGUUUUGGGGAUCACUCGUGACGGAUUGGCGAAAAUGAAGCAGUCGGUUUUCAACUUGGCCUCGUUUGAGAAAACCGCCGAUCACCUCUUCGAUGCAGCGUAUUACGGACAAACGGAUAAAAUAAAUGGCGUUUCAGAAAACAUCAUAAUGGGAAUGCCCGCCGCUAUCGGUACUGGUAUAUUUAAACUACUACACAAGCCGCUGUACUCCGACGAAAAACCCGCAGCACUGCCCCUACUAUUCGAAACGGCAUUAGAAUCACAAGCUUAACACUUUAAUUUAAUAGUAAA
Messenger RNA from Photinus pyralis (common eastern firefly), 4193 nucleotides. It is a transcript of the gene Polr3A, whose product is annotated as DNA-directed RNA polymerase III subunit RPC1. The transcript has 21 exons. Gene Ontology annotation, biological process: DNA-templated transcription. The record is from RefSeq and is a predicted model, not a curated record. Lineage: Eukaryota; Metazoa; Arthropoda; Insecta; Coleoptera; Lampyridae. The coding region runs from base 1 to 4173 and encodes 1390 amino acids. Gene Ontology annotation, molecular function: DNA-directed RNA polymerase activity; DNA binding.